UUUAAUUAUUUACAAGUGUUCAUUACACACCGGAUACAUUUUAUUCAACAGAAUGAAUAAAUAAUAACCGCAUCAUAACAAUAUACUGAAUCAUUGAUAUUUCAUUAAUUUACUAGGUUGAACCAGUCAUUAUGAUGAGAGUCCAGUGUCUAGUGCUUGCAGUCAUUCUCUCUGCUGAUGCAAUCAACCGUUCUGUCUACAAAAUAGUUCUCACUCAAAAAGGAUUUGCGCAGUUUCUUCAAUAUGACGUGGAAUCACCACCGAUAAGAGAGUUUACCUUUUGCACAUGGCUACGCUUUUUUGAUCUAUCUGGUGAUCAGAGCGUAUUCACUUAUGUAGUAAAUGGUAGCAACCGUGUGGUAAGGCUGUGGCUUGGCUCCGGUGGUCGACACAUCAAAAUAUCAAUGAAUGGGCGAUCUUCUUCGAGUGCAUUGGUCGAUAUAACUAAAAAUACAUGGCGACACAUUUGCCUCUCCUACCAAUCAGACUUCGGUGCGUGGGCACUUUAUGUAGACGGGAGACUUACAUCCUGCGAGGCUGCACAAAGUCUACAUGGUUUUGUGAUACCCGGGGGCGGCAGCAUUGUUAUCGGUUAUGGCAUCACUGACGCAGAACACCCGAAUGGAUUGGAAGGUGAAAUAUUCGGAGCAAACAUGAUACUUACCUCAACAAUAGAACGAAAUUAUUCAAUUAAAAGUAAUCCACAAUACCGUCAAAAACUUUUUAAUAGAAAUAAACUUCUUGGGAACAAUGACAUUAAGUAUGUUGUUUUAAGCGAUUUGGAAAUCGAAACGAUACAAGAAUCUUCCGAGGCACCGAAAUUUUCAUCUUACAACACAACUCGGAAUUUCAUAAAAUUCACUACGCCUUAUAGCGCAAUAGAACACGACGUUGGCUUUGAUUUAUCACCAAACAAAAUUAAGCCGGUUGAGACUUCAAAUGAAAAAGAAAUUUUAGAUUUUUCAGUCAUUGACAAUAGAUUUAAAGAAAACGUUGAAAAAGUAAACUUUUGGUCUCUCAUGAGUAACGGUAAAAUUAAUACAUUUAAGGGAAAAAGUAGCAAAAACGCAGAACAGUCAGGUUCCGGAACUCAUGAACUGCCUACAGUAUCGGAAUAUGAAACACCUCCCCCACCCACAUCUUUUCAAGAAUAUGUAAGAACUAAUUUGAAUAUGAAGCAACCAACAAUAAUUCCUUAUUUUGAAAUAAAAAAGUAUGAAAAACCAAUUCAUUCGAAAAGCGUAUCGAACCAAGAUUUAUUUGGAUUAUCUAACGUUGAAAAACCACCACCACAGGAUAAAAAUGCAAAAGUAUAUGGGCAAUGGACUAGCUCACAAUUUGCUAAUAGUGUAUUAAAUUAUAUUAAAAGUUUUAAUAACCAAUAUAAAGACAAGAGAAGGGCUCCAUCGACAAUACCACUAAUUAAGUUCUCAGAUUCGUUUCCUUAUGCGUCCGAAUUCAAGUUAACUAAAGUUCGACCGCCUUUUAGCGAGCAAAGAAGAAAUAUAUUGAACAAACGUAUUGAUAAACGCGACGUUAAACAGCCAGAAAUCAACGUUAAAAUACUGCACGAUGACAUUAGAAGUCAAAUAUUAGAGACCCAUUCUAAGACUCAGGCACAAAAUGUCAAAGUUAUAAAUCGUGGUAUUAUUGAUAGUAGUAAAGAACAUAGAAUUUAUAGAGAUAACGAUAAUCAAUUUUCGUACGAAACUUUAAAACCACGGCCCUUCAGGGCUGCGUCUAAAAUAAACUCACAUAAAAUACCAACCCCGUUAAAUCUUUACCGAAAUAGAGAUUUCAUGACUAAACUCCCCUUUUUAAAAUCAACAGAAUACUUUAUAGAGGGAAAGUACAGUAAGCAAGACAGUAGUAACAAUGAUAUGUAUACCAAGAGCUUAUCAAAUGCGAAUAAAUGGCACAAUGUCAAAUCUCUUAAUAACGAUUAUACACCACGACAUAUAAAUAUGGAAUCAGAUGAAAAUCAGGUCACUAUCGAUUCGAAAAUAGUCGAAGUGAAUAAAAAAUAUCCCUCAGUUAGAUUAAAAUAUAUGCCACAAAAUCAUAAAGUAGUUAAAAAUGUUGAUGAAGAAAAUAUUUUGAAUGCUCGUGCUUUGGCUACGGAGACAUCUAAUUUAUCAAAUACGCACAGCGAUUCAGUCUCUAUAUUGAAAUAUAAUCAUGGUUUUUUGCCUACGUAUGACAAAAGGAAGAAGCUUGAUACUAAACAAAUACUGGAUUUUAAAAAUAACGAUGACGAUAGGAAUAAGAUUAAAAACACUAACAAUUUUAACUAUAAUGUAAAAAUAGGAAACGCUUUGAAUGAAAAGUUUAUUAUCGGACGUAAUGAACAGCAAAAUCAAAUGAGCUUUGUUGGAGGAGAUGAAAAAAUUCCAGAUAUUAAUAGGUACAGAUCCGAUAUUGAUGAAAAGGGUGAGAAAGUGCCUCCUUCUCUCGGGCCUAAAAUUUGUAAAAACGUUGAAUUAUACGAUCGAUUAUUUUACAUUCAGCCUGAUGGGAGUGUUGAUGUUACACAAAUACUAUCCCCAGUUAAAGAAAAAAAUCUAGCCAUAGAGUUUAUUGCACAAAACUACAAAAAGUGCUCUUUAGAAGAAUCUAUAUUUAAAAACAGUCCUUUGUUAUUUAUUGAUUGGAGUACCACACCUGUUAGACUUUUUGGAGGAUCGUAUCCUAAGAAAACAAAAGAUUUGUGUGGUUUCUUUUAAGACAAUGUCAAAAAUAUUUAUUGUAUUUAACGUUAUAAAAGAUAUUUGAAUAUCAAUAUUAUAUUAAUUUUGUUGUUA
Messenger RNA from Melitaea cinxia (Glanville fritillary), 2801 nucleotides. RefSeq lists its product as uncharacterized. Bases 132 to 2723 code for a protein of 863 amino acids. NCBI's taxonomy places the organism in Eukaryota, Metazoa, Arthropoda, Insecta, Lepidoptera, Nymphalidae. The record is from RefSeq and is a predicted model, not a curated record. The transcript has 5 exons.